UUUGUGUUUCAGGCAAAAGAAGAUAUAAAAAGCCUUACGAUAAUUAUUUGCCGCAGUACACUCUGAACGAGCUAUAGGCGUGCACACGAUGACAAAAGUAGUAUUUGUUUACGUUAGUAUACUCGUUGCAUUGGGAUUAGGUCAAGUUCGAUAUGUGAGAGCACAGUAUGAGCUCAGUGGUAGCGCGAGCGGCCUGCAGGGUCUAAUCAAUGGACUGUUAAACGCAGCGAGUGAUACAACGACAAAUGCCUUCGAAACCUCGAAUCUUUGUCUAGCUACCAUGCGCAACCUCUUGCAGAACGCCCAUCAGACGUUUUCCCACAAUGUAUUCACAGAAAACAUCAUUGGAUUCCAUGAUACGGGGCUCCAUGCGUCCCUGAGGGUAAUGAGUCGUUCGUUCUUGGAUUCAGUUCCCCCACUUUUAGAUACAAUCCAAGCGCGCGAAGAGCGUAUUGAUGACCUCAAGAAUGAACUAAGGCGAGUCAGUACACAGAUGUCGGGGAUAUUCCGGGAGAUCCGUACCUUCGGAGCACGUUGCUUGACUCCAAUCCUUGCUAAUGAAGUCAUCAAUCAAAUUUACCGGUGUGUGCUACUUCCCGUCAAAAACAUUGUGGGCGAGAUGCGACUCUUACAGGACGAAAUUCGAAGUGCCUACGAUCAACUUAAUUGGAUCAUAACUCGUCGCAGGGGUUGCAUGUCGAAACGAGCCAUGGAAGCUGUGCCAUGUGCUCAAACACUGAUCAACGAAAUUCCAAUGCUUAUCGAAACUAUCAGUCGUGGAUUCUCUAUUCCUGUAAGCGUUCACCAGUACAUGGUUCCCAUCAAUGAAUGUCUAUUUACGAUGCGAGAAAGUAACAAAGCAAUGUGUCCGAGUAUGUAGAUUAUGGAAUAAAUUUCUUUUUUUAUGUAUGUAAGGACCAUUUUCAAAUGUUGAUUUAAGCUAAAGUUUUUUAGUGCAAAAUAAA
Hermetia illucens (black soldier fly) is the source of this 965-nucleotide messenger RNA. RefSeq lists its product as uncharacterized. NCBI's taxonomy places the organism in Eukaryota, Metazoa, Arthropoda, Insecta, Diptera, Stratiomyidae. The record is from RefSeq and is a predicted model, not a curated record. The coding region runs from base 89 to 880 and encodes 263 amino acids. The transcript is spliced from 2 exons.